CGUGUGUCGUUCUAAGAGUUUUGAAGGAACAAAGGAAGUUACUUUAAUGGGAAAGAAGAAAAAAAAAACAUUCACAUCAGGUCAUGGGCCAUGGGUUCCUAUGUGUUGAAAGAAAACAAGAAAACAGUCGUAGAGUAAUCAGUUUAAUGAAAACUGAAAAGUGGUGGUGGGGACUGGGGGAGAGGGCAUGGAAAAGGAAACGGAAGCAGAAAGACUUCCUUCUCUUCUCCAAGUUCUCUGACUCACUUCUCUCUUGCUUUCUUUAUUCUCCUUUAAUAUCAUUAUAUUAUCAAGGAAUUGAUUAAUACUCCCCAAGCAAAGCAGUACUGUAACAGAGCCACACAGACCCAUAAUUGUACUGCCUGCUAGCUGCUGCCUGCUGCCCUGCUCUGCUCUGCUCCAACACAAAUCCAAACGCACCCAGUUUCCAUUCUUCCGUUUCCUUUCCGACUUCACUUCUUUAUUAUUGUGUGAACAGAAGAAAGGAUCCAAAUCCCAUUAUUAUCACCACCACCACCACCACCACCUAACUCCUUCGAAAAUCUUCCAUUAACCUUACUCGAUCCACUUUUCACCCAUCUCCCCCCUCCUAUGGGAAGAAGAAGAACAACAACAACAAGAAGAAGAGCCUGCUGAUUCUGCUUCUGGGUCGGUCUCUCUCUUUCGUUUUCUUCUCCUCCUCUCAAAAAGAUGCAAACUUUAAGCAGUACCCAGCUGGAAAGGGAGAGGGAGAGGGAGCAUCAUUUCAGCCGCAGCAGCAGUGACCUGUCAUUUGGGGAGAUUGGGGCUCACCGGAACUCCACCGCCUCCGAUGGCAUCUCCGACUUGGAUUUGGAGAGUGGGGAAUUGGAGCUGAAGGUGCAUUCCGCUGAUCAUAUUAAUAAUGAUAAGGCUGCUGCUGCUAGAGAUUGCAGGAUUUGCCAUUUGGGUCUGCUGAGUAAUGAGCAUGAGAGCGGGGUGGCCAUUCAGCUGGGCUGUUGCUGUAAAGGCGAUCUCGCUGCCGCUCACAAGAAGUGCGCCGAGACUUGGUUCAAGAUAAAGGGUAACUUGAUAUGUGAGAUCUGUGGUGCUGCAGCCGUUAAUGUUGCUGGGGAGUUGACAAACAUGGCGUUCAAUGCAAAUGCUGCUGCAUCAGUACCCGCAACAGCUCCAGUAGUUCUGGUGGAAGCCAGGCCGGCGUGGCAUAGCCGCCGUAUUAUGAACUUCCUACUCGCUUGCAUGGUUCUCGCCUUUGUUGUUUCCUGGCUCUUCCAUUUCAAAAUUCUUCCAUGAGUCCACAUCCCAAAACAGAGGGGAGCUGGUAGCUAAGCUAGGCAAAUCUGCAAAUUAUUGUUAUGUAAAAAGCUAGAGGGCAUCGUGUAUUGAUUGUUUGUAUAAUAGUUUCAGGCCUAGAUGUAAGAGUCC
This is a messenger RNA of Linum trigynum, 1404 nucleotides long. The record is from the annotation of a GenBank genome assembly. NCBI's taxonomy places the organism in Eukaryota, Viridiplantae, Streptophyta, Magnoliopsida, Malpighiales, Linaceae.